Alosa sapidissima (American shad) is the source of this 3900-nucleotide messenger RNA. Its product is annotated as rho GDP-dissociation inhibitor 1-like. Gene Ontology annotation, molecular function: Rho GDP-dissociation inhibitor activity; protein binding. Gene Ontology annotation, cellular component: membrane; cytosol; cytoplasm. The coding region runs from base 140 to 781 and encodes 213 amino acids. Gene Ontology annotation, biological process: Rho protein signal transduction. The record is from RefSeq and is a predicted model, not a curated record. NCBI's taxonomy places the organism in Eukaryota, Metazoa, Chordata, Actinopteri, Clupeiformes, Clupeidae. The transcript is spliced from 6 exons.
AACUUACGCUGCGUCUUUCCCGGAAGCGUGUAGUGCAGUGCGGGCGUCUCCGCUUUCAGUUCGCCAUACUUGCACAAAGCGGCAGUGCACAGACAAUUGGUGAAAGCAGCCGGAAAAGGCAUCGGUGGAAGCUAACGUCAUGGCUGAGCAUGAACCUACUGAAGAGCAGCUGGCGGCCAUCGCGGCGGAGAACGCCGAGAGUGAGAGCGAGACGGUCAACUACAGACCCCCCGCCCGCAAGACCCUGCAGGAGAUCCAGGAGCUCGACAAGGAUGACGAGAGCUUGCAGAAGUACAAGAAGGCCUUGCUGGGAGAUGGCCACGAAUCUGGUGUGGCUGUAUGUGCUUCAGCUGCAGACCCGGCUGUUCCAAACGUCCAGGUGACUCGGCUGACCUUGGUGUGUGAUACCACCCCAAUUCCCCUCACCUUGGACCUGCAGGGAGAUCUGGAGCAAUUCAAGAAGCAAAGCUUUGUGUUAAAAGAGGGGGUUGAGUACAGGAUUAAGAUCAGCUUCAAGGUGAACCGGGAGAUUGUCUCUGGCCUGAAGUUCACCCAGCAGACCUACAGGAAAGGAGUGCGAAUUGAUAAGUCGGACUACAUGGUGGGCAGUUACGGCCCGCGGCCUGCCGAGUACGACUUCCUGACCCCGCUGGAGGAGGCUCCCAAGGGCAUGCUGGCACGCGGCACCUACAACAUCAAGUCCAAGUUCACCGACGAUGACCAGCACGAUCACCUCUCAUGGGAGUGGAACCUCAACAUAAAGAAAGACUGGACAGACUGAGCGGCCUUGUACUGUAGCCUUCUCUCCUCUCCUCUUUUCUCCUCUCCUCUCUUCUCCUCAUCUGUUCAACUCAUGUUCUUCUCAUCAUCAUUCAUUCGUUCAUUCAUUCAUUCAUUAUUUUCUUUACUUCUUUCUUCCUUGAACGUCUCCUUGGUACCUCCUUAUAUUCCCUUUCUCCCCCUCUCCAUUGCUUCCUCCGUCCACAAGUUCACAUCCAUGCUUCAUCUGUCAGCCCCCCUGGUUCAUCCACACUACCCCCCCCCCCCACCCCCCACCCCCCCUUUCCACCACCACCACCACACCCAGCCUUUGUGCUUCCCAAUUAACAGACCUCCUUAAUACAUUAACCUCCUCCACCUCAUUCAGUUUGAACAUACCCCCACCACCACAUCUACUCCGCCGCCUUCUGUGACCAAUUAACCAGACCACUAGAUCUACCACGGAUGUCUGUGUGGUGCACUAACCAGACCACUACAUGCUUAAUCUUUAUCAGCUUUACUGUACGGCCAACUAACCAUAUCACUACUUGUCUUAAGCCAUCGCCAAUUAACCGGACCACCACUACUUGCCACCUUCACUGAAUCACACUAACAAUUUUGUCUUCCACUGUUUUAGUAAAGCGUUUCAGCAAAGGGAGAAGUUCUGCUCCAUCUCAACGACCCCUUUCCCAUCAUCCCCCAUCCAUGCACUCAGACACACUUUUUUAUAUAAUAAGUUGAGCACUGUAAGAGUUUUAGACACUAAAAACAUGGGAGUUUUACCAUCAGUCAGUCAGUCCGAUAGCUUUUGGCCCACUUCCUGCUUCUCUCUCCCUCCUCUCUUCCUUGCUCUCAUUUUUAGCACUCCACUUGUCCUACUUUUCAACUUGUUUCUUUUUUUUCUGUCUUUCUUUCUUUCUUUCUUAUGAUUUCUUUCUUUCACCAAGUUCUGCCUUGUGAAAUGCCUCCCGGAGAAAAAAAAAAUAGAAAAGUGCUGUUCUGUUUUUAGCUGCGUCUGGCAGCUCAAAUACAAUCAACCAUGAACCUCUUCCCGCGGAGAGGCACAGCUAAAGUGAUUAAUGCAAGAGGACACACUGAGAGUUAUCAGGCCGUACUGUAGCGGUGAGGGCAGUAGCAUAUAGCUAGGGAACAGCAAACGCCGCUUCUGCCACACGGUUACAGGGUCACACACACACGCAACGACAAAACACACAAUGAUUGUUGUUGUCGAUGGUGACCUUUGUAAAUCAAUCCAGCUUUAAUCGCAACCGGUGGAAGUCAGUGCGGUCCUUGUUGUAUCGCAGCAACACCACACCUAACGUCUGAAUGUCAGCAGUUUAGGGCAAUCGCACCUUCGCCCCACCAGGUCAUACUCAUUAGUGUUCAAAUAAUGACUGAAAACCUACAACUGAAAAAGAAAACAGUACUAACAUUCUCAUUUGAGUCACACACUGGAUCUUUCUAGCAUAAGGUAGCAAAAGAGAAAACAAAGAUGGCGAAUCCGCUCCUGCCUUACUGGAAACGAUGAUGAUGGAGAGUGAAAUUUUGUAUGCAUUCUAGGCUCUACAUCAAUGACUUGUGUGUCAUGAAAGCACGUCAUCCCCUGCUUGCUACUAGCAGUAAGAAGGACCAAUCAUCAAGCUUACUUUUGUGCCAAUUAGAUUGGGGCCCUUCGAAAAAUUCUAGCACUCUUACUAAAGUGACUUAAUCCUGAACUGGCUGAUAAUGAAUGUCAUUACAUUUUUUUCUUUGUUGUUUUUGCGCUAUAAACCAUGAAAGGAAUUAAAAAACGUCUACAUUUGAAAAUGAAAAACAAAAAAAGAUAUCACUUCAGUGAUUGCAUGGGAAGUUGAGUCAUCCAGGCUUUCAGAACCUCUAGUCAUGCCUUAUUUAGAGCACCUCCAGACAUUUGCACUCACACAAACACCAUAUCAUGUGAAUGUACAGCAGGCAAUGUAAUGAGCUGUUUGUAAUGAUUGUUUUGUAAAGUGGCAUUUGCAAAUAGACUGUCGGGGAAGACUACCGCAAAAAAACAUGAUUACCACCAGUCCUCUACCUUUCUUUAACCCAGAAGUAUUAUCAUAAGCACAAGACGACGCCGUAGUGAACAAAAACAAAAAUACCAUAAUAGAACCAGUACUCUGACCCUGGUCCAGCACUAGGUUGCAAUGUCACUCUCCUCCACCGUAGCCAAUUAACAACUCGAGGAUAGGGAGGCCUUAAAAGGACCGCUGUGGUCUGUGAUUUAAAAUCAAAACACUAAUGUUCAAUUAAUCUUAAACUGUUGUUGUCUUGUUUCGUUUGCCUUAAUGGACGUUCAUGUCUGGACACAGACCUCCCACACAGAGCUGUGAGAAACGCUGCAUCCAUUUCUCUCCUGACUUUCCUGCAUCCUUAAACUCUUCCAAAAAGGUCAGAGGUCAUGGCUGCCCAGUAGCAUAGCAACAGAUAACAGGGCUUACCCCUGCCUAUCCAAAUGGCAAAGGCCUACCUCUGUCUAUGGCUUUCCCAUUAAAGCGCAUUAGUUUAGGGUUGGUAUGUUAAGGCAAUAUGGCUAACAGUUAUUCCACCAGGCAAGCAUAUCCACCACAUUUAAGCCUUAUUGUCUCCAUCUCCACAUUAUCUUUACUUAAGGAAAAUCAGUGGAGAGAACUCACUGGAAAGUUAGCGUAACAGAGACAGAGAGCCAAGACAGAAUCAGCAUCGAAACCUGGGGUCUGCUGCUCCUAAACCCUUCUUCAAGUCGUCUUUCUGAGAUCCCCCUCAAAUACUGUAACCUGAGAAUACCCCUGGGGUUAGGCCCGCUCAGAAGCAGCAAAUGCAAGAGAGAUUUGUGUUGGUAGUGCGUGUAACCUGAACAGAAUAACACACCUGGUGACAAGCGUUUUUGGUUUCUGUGUGGAUGGUGUGUGUGAAGGGGCCACGCGGAAAUGUGAGUUGGUGUGACGAGUGUAAGUUUAAUGACUGUUUCAAAGUGUUUCAUGUUAGGUGUAUGCUCCUCUGCUGAUUCAUACAUUCCUUGACAUUGUGCUCUUUUUAUUUGUAAGAAUGAACAACAGGUUGGCAUGCCAGUCGCGGUUGUGUGAAUGUUCUACCAUCAUUUGUGAUCGCUCUUCCUGGUCAAUAAAUAUUUUUGUUUGA